AUGAACGCCGCCUCCCUCGGCGACACCGCCCUCCAACAGUCCGACCCCCACACCGCAACAAUUCACUACACGACCGCCCUCCUCACGCACCCCCGCUCGCCCAGCUACUUCAUCAAACGCUCAACAGCCUUCUCACGCCUAAAGCCCACACCGAACCUCUCCGCCGCCCUCCGCGAUGCCGAAUCCGCCGUUCUUCUCGCCCGCGAGCGGGGGAAACGCGAGCUGAUCGUCGAGGCGCAGAUGCGGAGAGCCAUCGUUUUGUUUCUCAUGGGGAGAUACGUUGCUGCGGAGGGGGUGGUAGGCGUGGUGGAGGGUAUGAUUGGAUUGGAUAAGGACGGUAAUGGUGGGGAAGAUAAGGAGGAGAAGGUGAGGAAGGCGAUGGGGGGUGGUGCUGGGAAGGGUAUUGAGGCGGAGGUGAGGAUUUGGGGGGCGAAGAUUAGGGCGAAGGUCAACGGUUUGGGCGAGCAGAGUGGUGAGCGUGGGGAGAAGGUGGAGGAGGUUCCGGUGGGGGUUAAAGUGCCGGGGGAGAAGGAGUUGAGGGGACAGUUGGAGGAGUUGAGGGGAGGGAAGGUUGGUGAGGGUAUUGGUGGUGAAGAGAAGCAGAGUCAGAAGGUUGAGGAUAAGGUGGAGGAGAAGGAGAGAGCUGAGGUCAAGGAGACUCAGCAGCAGCAGCAACAACAGCAGCAGCAGGUCAAGGUCCGUCAUGAAUGGUACCAGUCCGGUGAGACGGUUGUUGUGACGCUCUACGUGAAAGGCGUGCCCAAGGAUAAAGUGGCUAUUGAGCUGAAAGAGGACUCGACAUCCAUCCAAUUCCCCCUCCCCUCCGGCGCCGAAUACGACUUCACUCUCGACCCGCUCUUCGCUCCCAUCGACCCCUCCACCUCUAAAGUCUCCGUCUUCUCCACAAAGAUCGAAAUCUCCCUGCGCAAGAAAACUCCCGGCCAGAAAUGGAGCGCCCUGGAAUCUACCACCGGACCUGUCAUCUCUACUCCCCAGCCCACGGUUACACCCACCACUACCACCACACAAGCCCAAGCCCCAUCAUACCCCACCUCCUCCCGCCACGGCGCCAAAGACUGGGACAAGCUCGCCUCCAGCCUAACCCAGAAAUCGAAAAAGGACAAGACCAAGAGCAGCUCAAAGCCCAAGGAUGAACAAGGAGAAGGAGAAGAAGAUGAUGGAGAAGCAUCCGACGCCGAAUCCAUCAACUCCGACUUCGGAGGCGGUGAUGCCGUCGAUGGCUUCUUCAAGAAACUCUAUGCCAAUGCGGACCCGGAUACCCGCCGCGCUAUGGUGAAGAGUUAUGUGGAGAGUCAGGGGACGUCGCUGAGUACGAAUUGGGAUGAGGUUGGGCAGGGGCCGGUUAAGGUUAGGCCGCCUAUUUCUGAGAGAAAGGAAAGAGGGGAGCAAGAAAGAAUUGUUGGUUGA
Molecule: messenger RNA, 1428 nt
Organism: Aspergillus niger
Lineage: Eukaryota; Fungi; Ascomycota; Eurotiomycetes; Eurotiales; Aspergillaceae
Exons: 3
Coding region: 1-1428 (475 amino acids)
Biological process (GO): protein stabilization
Molecular function (GO): protein-folding chaperone binding
Source: RefSeq, a predicted model, not a curated record